Wasmannia auropunctata (little fire ant) is the source of this 2913-nucleotide messenger RNA. Its product is annotated as monocarboxylate transporter 12. Gene Ontology annotation, molecular function: monocarboxylic acid transmembrane transporter activity. The record is from RefSeq and is a predicted model, not a curated record. The coding region runs from base 522 to 2417 and encodes 631 amino acids. The transcript is spliced from 11 exons. Gene Ontology annotation, biological process: transmembrane transport; monocarboxylic acid transport. NCBI's taxonomy places the organism in Eukaryota, Metazoa, Arthropoda, Insecta, Hymenoptera, Formicidae.
CGAUGUAGGCGCGUCGAAAUGUAAGAAGGUGCAAAAAAUCGCGCCGCGUCGCGCGGCGCGAUCAUUCGCGCGGCAGCUGUCGGUCCCGUUCGCGCGAUCAGUAAGUACGCUCGCGUUGAGAGCGACGGGCAGAUCACGCGCGCUGCAAAACUGCAAAACCGCGAUAUCGCUUUAUUUGCGACACAUAAUGGACCCGAUAGUCGUUGUCUCGCUGUGGGUCAUCCAGGGGCGGAUACGCGUCCCCGACUGAAUUUCUUUUCUUAUCUGCAGUUCGCCUGGAAAUUAACAACGCGAACGCGAGCAAUGCGAGCGACGCGAUAAAGCCUCCUCUUGACUUUUUAUGUCGCAAAUAAUUGACGUGACACGUGCCGCUUUCUGUGCGAAUAAGCUGGAAACUUUCCGAAACAACAAAUCUCUUUGGAUUUACCUCUAUGUUUAUAAUCGUGCAAAGAAAGUGCCUCUGCCGAUCGACGAAAAUGAAAGCCGUUGUGACGAUUUCCUGAAUUACUAUCGAAGUGGAAAUGGUUGUACCACCUGACGGAGGAUGGGGCUGGGUGAUUGUUGCAGCCUCCUUUAUGUGCAACUUCUUCGUCGACGGUAUCAUUUUCAGCUUCGGUGUGUUUCUCAACGACAUCGCAGAUGCGUUCUCUGUAUCAAAAGCGAGUGUCGCAUUCGUUAAUUCGUUACAGAGCGGAUUUUAUCUAAUGGCUGGUCCCUUCGUAUCCGCCCUCGCCAAUCGAUAUGGCUUUAGACUGGUGGCGAUAUUAGGAAGUGUGAUAAGCUGUAGCGCCUUCGUCCUCGCGUACUUCAGCACUUCCAUCGAAUUCCUUUACAUUUCUUAUGGUGCCAUCGGUGGCAUUGGAGCAGGUCUAAUAUACGUGCCGGCCGUGAUAACUACUGGUUUUUAUUUUGAAAAAUGGCGAGCCUUAGCCACAGGUAUCGCAGUAUGUGGCUCCGGUAUCGGUGCAUUUUUGCUCGCACCGCUUUCGAAUAUACUCGUGAAAACUUUCGGCUGGAGAGGAGCUUUGCUGUGUCAAGCAGGAAUGCUGUUACAUUGUGCCAUAUUCGGCGCGAUGUUCCGUCCCUUGAAACCAACGAGGAUUAAAGUAAAGAACACUCCGGAAAACGCGGCGCUCGAGGUGAAAACCACGUUGAUGGGAAAAGGUGUGUCAACGACCUCGUUGCACUGUAUGCAACCGAAUAGAAGUGGUUUCUUCGGCACGAAUAAUAAUACGGAAUACCCGACGGCGGCGGAACUCCUCGGCAGCAGCCCUAACAUAGUAAACACAUCCAAGUCCCUGCACUCGUUGCACAAGGUGCACGAGGAGACUCAGACCUUGGAGAGAAAGGUGAGCAUUUCGGAGAAACGGUUAUCCGCGCCGAUAUAUCCCGCCGAUGCCCCCGACUUGGACGUUAUGACUAACGAGGAGGAGAAGAUCGCCGAGGAGAAUAAUCUGCUCAGCGGCGAUUUGGAGCGAUUGAAUGGGAAAGUACCGACGAUACGUCGACAUACGAUUAGUGGCAGGCGUCUCCGAACGGGUUCGGAAUGCAGCCAAAAAUCUCUUCGAAUGGACAGACGUAAUUCGAAAGAUACGCAGAGACCGUUCUACAGAGACGAUAUUUUUUAUGGCGGCUCUUUGUACAGACUUCCUCAUUAUAGGUCUCAGCAAUCGUCGGUUGGUUAUCACAUGUCAGUGACGCGAUUGCCAACGGCAAAGGAUGUGGCGGAGGAAGAGAGCGGAAGUUUCUACCUGUGUCCGGAAAGUGUGCGACGCAUUCUGACCACAAUGCUCGAUUUGAGCCUACUAAAAAGUCCGUCCUUUCUAAUAUUAGCGAUCUCCGGUGGGCUCACUAUGAUGGGCUUUUAUACGCCCUUUCUGUAUGUAACAGAUCGUGCAAUAAAGGCUGACAUUGACGCUUCAACGGCAAUGUUCCUCGUUUCGGUGAUCGGUAUCGGUAACACCAUCGGUCGUAUCGUUUGCGGAUUAGCAAGCAGUUUGCCAGGAGUUAACGCUCUGGUCGUGAACAAUAUAUUUAUCAGUGUCGGUGGUUUAGUGACUAUAUUCUCCGGCCUUUCUCUAUCCGAGGGAUAUCAAUUCUUCUAUGCAGCCAGCUUUGGCCUCAGCAUAUCUGUCUUCGCGUCCCUCAGAUCGAUCCUAGUUGUGGAUCUGCUGGGCUUAGAGAAACUGACAAAUGCUUUUGGGCUGCUUCUUUUGUUCCAAGGUGUGGCGGCGACUGUGGGCGCGCCUCUCGCAGGCGCGUUCAUGGAUGCAACCGGGAGUUACGACGCCUCGUUCUACCUGUCCGGCAGCCUGAUUCUCAUGUCGGCUGUGAUCUGCUAUCCGCUCGAGAGGAUCAACACGUGGGAGAGGCGCAACGAGAAGAAACCGACCGCGAUCGAGCCUUCCGCAUCCUGAUUGAAGGCCUCACAAAACUGUGUCUCAUUACUCCUCAUACCCCGCGUACGCGCGCGCGCGCGCGCUCGUUCGUGCUACAUACGAUACGCGUUGUACAUAUUAAUGCAUAAUAAUUUAUAAAAAACGUGCGCUCGAGCCGAGAAUGUAAUUAUACCGCAUGCCUCCGCGCGGUAAACGGGAAAUGAUCGAUUUCGUACGUGCAAUCGACAGAACGAUCGAUCGCGUUCGCUCGUGCUCAAGCUGUACAGUUUUAAAAGCAAAAAUCUGAUCAUGCUUGGAAAAAAUUCUCAUCUUACGAGAUGUGUAUAACGCAAGAGAAAAAUGCUUUCCGCACACUUGUGAUCUGCCUGAAGCUCAAAGACUUGAUUGUUUUUUUUUUUUUUUUUUUUUUUUGACAGAUUUAUUUCACGAAGUGUAAACGACGACGCCUUAAAUUUCUAAAUUGCGAUACCGCAAAAAUUUAUUAAUGAUAAAAAUAAUAGCAAACAUUAUUUAA